Molecule: messenger RNA, 1009 nt
Organism: Phragmites australis (common reed)
Lineage: Eukaryota; Viridiplantae; Streptophyta; Magnoliopsida; Poales; Poaceae
Product: COP9 signalosome complex subunit 8-like
Exons: 5
Coding region: 113-703 (196 amino acids)
Biological process (GO): COP9 signalosome assembly; protein deneddylation
Cellular component (GO): COP9 signalosome
Source: RefSeq, a predicted model, not a curated record
AGAAAUUAUCUUUUGCGUCCACUCGAAUCCCAGUAUUCCACAAUCCCAAAGGCCAAAACCCUCUCGCUCCCCUGCUGCGCCGCUGGGAUCUCCUCUUCCGCCGCCGCCGCCGAUGGAUAUCUCCGCCGUGCGCGCCGCGCUCUUCGACAAGUCCUACUCCGACCUCGCCCCCCUCUGCGACGACCACUUCCUCCAGGCCGCGUCCCGGGGCGCCGCCACCGACGACUGGCCCUACGCCGUCCACCUGCUCGCCCACCUCUACCUCAACGACCUGAACAGUGCGAGGUUCCUCUGGAAGUCUUUGCCGCAGGAGGUGAAGGACGCGCGGCCGGAGCUCGCCGCUAUCUGGAGGAUCGGCCAGUGCCUCUGGAACCGUGACUAUGCUGGUGUCUACACGGCUGCGCAGGGGUUUGAGUGGGGCCCUGACCUUGCUGACUUCAUCACCGCCUUCCUAGAAAGCUACAGAAAGAGGAUAUUCCAGCUGUUGACUUCUGCAUAUUCGACAAUCAGCAUUGCUGAUGUGUCUCAUUUCAUGGGGAUGAGUGAAGAAGAUGCUACAAACUAUGUUGUUCAAAAUGGUUGGAGUUUGGAUGCGGCAACCAAGAUGCUUACUGUCAGAAAACCAAAGGGUCAGACCAACCAGAAGCUCGAUGCAAGCAAGCUGCAGCGUUUAACUGAAUGUGUUUUCCACCUGGAGCACUGAUGACCUCUAUUGCUCGCGUGCCCCAUGCUUUUCUAGUCAAAUCUUAAGAUACCUAUCUCUGAGACGAUAUUUAGCUAUACCUGAAUGAUUAGGUUGUCUUUUGGCCGGAAAGGAGAGUUCCUCUGUACUGAAUAUUCAUCAGCAAGUGAUUUCUGGGUAGUGUCCUAGCCCAUUUAUGUACCUGUUGCUUGUUUAUAUGUGUCUCUUCCUGACAGUGGCGCACUGAAAUGUGUCGUGCUUUGCUCUUGUUUGGAUGCAAGUUGGAAUGAUUCUAGUGGAAUAGAAGGUCACUCGUGGUGCUUCUCA